Molecule: messenger RNA, 3874 nt
Organism: Rattus rattus (black rat)
Lineage: Eukaryota; Metazoa; Chordata; Mammalia; Rodentia; Muridae
Gene: Trmt9b
Product: tRNA methyltransferase 9B (putative)
Exons: 6
Coding region: 578-1921 (447 amino acids)
Biological process (GO): tRNA wobble uridine modification
Cellular component (GO): nucleus; cytoplasm
Molecular function (GO): S-adenosylmethionine-dependent methyltransferase activity; tRNA binding
Source: RefSeq, a predicted model, not a curated record
GCGAGGUGAGAGACAGGAAGGUCAUCCUGAUUCCAGCCUCAGGCACGUCCGGGCGCGGCGAUCGCAGGGGACAGAUAGAGCGGCUACACCGCUUGGGCUCUGCCGCGCGCCCGCGCCGCACCGGGCCGACUCCGAGGCGCCCCGGGCUUGCGGUCAGAGCCUGGGGAGAGGCCGACCCAUGGAAGUUGCAUCCUGGACAGUCCGGGCUGCGACGCUGAAGAGCACCGAGCCAGUGCUCGGCCGAGCCUCCCGCCCGGAUCCCCGGCAAAGCCCGCCCAAGACCUGCUGUUGACCUUCGUCUGCACUGCUCACUGGUGACCCGAGUCUUCGCUGCCCUAGUUGCAGCCACUUGGCAUCCCCAAGACUGCCCGGGAUCUGCAAACCUGGGGCUUGGAUUCUCUUCAGAGACUCAUACUGAGUGGUGGACCUUGUGAAGGGCUCACUAACUCAAUUCCUGCUCCUUUCACGUGUGUUAUAUACUGAGAGCCCUGAGAAGCAACUGUUCCUCGCUGAGGAAGGAAACUGCCGUGAUUUACCAAAACCAGAAAUAAUCCACAUGAUCACAAAAUGAGUCAGGAUGGAUCCCGAAGCGGUGCAGCUGGAGAAGCAGCACGUGCACAAGGUCUAUGAGAGCACCGCCCCCUACUUCAGUGACCUUCAAAACAAAGCUUGGCCCCGCGUCCGCCAGUUCCUGCAGGACCAGAAGCCAGGCAGCCUCAUCGCUGACAUUGGUUGUGGAACUGGAAAGUAUCUUAAAGUGAAUAGCCAAGUACAUACUCUGGGCUGUGACUACUGUGGCCCUCUGGUAGAGAUUGCCCGGAAUAGAGGGUGUGAAGUCAUGGUAUGUGACAACCUUAAUCUCCCCUUUAGGGACCAGGGCUUCGAUGCUAUCAUCUCCAUAGGAGUCAUACAUCAUUUCUCUACAAAACAGAGAAGAAUCAGAGCAAUAAAGGAAAUGGCCAGAGUCUUAGCUCCCGGAGGCCAGCUGAUGAUUUACGUCUGGGCAAUGGAACAGAAGAACCGACACUUUGAGAAACAGGAUGUGCUUGUGCCAUGGAACAGGGCACUCUGUUCCCGGCUGCUGUCAGAAUCCCACCAGUCGUGGGGGCAUUCGUGUGAGCAUCCCACGAGCCAAGGCUACCAGGGCCCUGGCUCCGCCUGCAGCUGCGCAGUGUGUUUUAAGGGCAGAUGUGAUUCCAAGAGGUCCCACAGCAUGGACUACGGGCCUGCGGUGGCCAGAACCUGCUGCGAAGCUAUUUCGAAGGAAGGACAGGAAGAGAAUGGAUUAUAUAGCAAUUUUGGAAAAUCCUUUCGCUCCUGGUUUUUUUCCAGGUCUUUGGAUGAAUCAACCCUGAGGAAGCAAAUUGAAAGGGUCAGGCCGGUGAAAAUCACAGAGGGCUGGGCCAACAGCACCGUGUCCCACCAGCCUUCCCGAUACCCCAGCUUAGACUUGCAUGCCCAGGAGCCGUUUUCAACAAAAGGACCGAACUUAGAUGAGGUGUUCGUAGACGCAUCUUCUCAAAGACACGUGGGCUGCCUGGGAGUACCCAGCACUUCAGACGACUUCACCCGACACAAGGGAGGAGAGAGUAGGAGGAAGGAGGGGGGCAAUUUUCUGGACACCACUGAUACCGGGGACAGUGUGGCUGCAAGAAAUGGCGGUGAUCGUUCUGCCAGAAAAACAUUAAGGAGGGUUUCUGCAUUCGACUCCACGGACUCCAACUCAGAAGACCCAAGCUUUGUGGAAGGGCAACAGGAUGCUCCAGAUUCCAAAGCCUUCAUGCGUUACUACCACGUGUUCCGGGAAGGUGAGCUGUCCAGCCUGCUGCAGGAAUGUGUGGCUGAACUGCAGGUCCUGAGCUCCGGCAAUGACCAUGGUAACUGGUGCAUCAUCGCAGAGAAAAAGAGGAGCUGGGAUUAACUACAUCGCUCAAGGCAGAGGCUACAGCCCAUCAUCUGCUCAACGGGCCUGAUGUGGACACCAGAAUCGGCACCCUAGUUCAUUGCUUUCAAAUCCAGGUACGAGUCCGAACGUGAGCACUGUGCCCUCAUCCUCCGAACUGUUGAGUAAGCAGGAAGGCUGGCACGUCCUGCCUCUGCUGCGGGAUCUGCCUGCUGACGUUUCAGUCAAAGGAUCCGAGGAAGCAGUAGAAAGUAAACUUGAGUACAGACUUGAUCUUAUUCCUUCCAGAGAUGAAAUUAUUACGAUACGUGUACGUCAAGUGUCAGUAUUAUCUUUUGGUUUUUAAAUAUUCCCCUGUUAAAUAUACCUUUUAUAAGUAGUAAUUUUUAAAAAUAAAUUAUGUUGGUUCUCAGGUAGUUACUUAGAUCCCUGUGGAAGGUAACAGAGACACCUGUGCUGUUGCUGGGCGGGUGUUUAAGGCUCGCUGUGGUGGUACCUCGUUUCUGGACUUUGUUGCUAACUCCAUCAACCCUUCCAGUAUCGCCCAGACCCUCUAAAUUACAUGCAAACGCCCUUAGGGAUGAUCGAUGUUACUAAUACUGUCUUCAGCAUUGCUCUGAGGCUUUUACAAGGCGCUGUUAGCAGAGGGUUGGUGUUAAAGCAGGCAGUUUGCAUGCCGUGGAAUCAGCAUACAUCCAUGGCACCACUGACAGAAGAAAAAGUAAACAAAGGAUUGUUAGCGUGCAGAGUGCAUUACAUGGAUAGCAGAUGGUAUGUCCCCUGGUCACAUUUUCCCCAAAGGCAUUAAGAGCAUAAAUAUCUAACUGAGGUUGUGCCAAAAUUAUCCAGAAUUUUCAACUAGGAAGUGCAUAUCUGAGUUAGCUAAGAGUCUAAUUGGAGCCGUUUUACUUUGGCUGUGAGGACAGAUCUGGAAAGCGUCAUGUAUUUAGUGGACACAUUACUGGGAUCCGCUGCUGCAUGCCGUGGCAUUUAUUCCCUUGAAGGUGACCACAUUAGAUCAUUGUAUCAGUGACCUGGACGGAAUCAAAGCUUGGUCACAGGUUGAAUUGCUGGUACUCUAGAGUGCAAUGAUUAGACUGGGUAUGGUACAAAUCAAUACUCUUUUAUUUUUAAAGACUUAAUCAUGAGUCUGAUUAAUUCUAUGUUGUGGAUCCCAAUAACAAUUAUGACAGAACUCAAGACUGAACUCAGGAGAAACAAAAAUAAGUUGGCCAAGGAGUAUGGUUCCAGAUAAUUCGUUAACAAGCAGGAAAUCAAAUAGUCAUUGUACUUUCUGGACCGAUAUAAUGAUGGAGAUUGGAUUAAAAUCCAAUCUUCACUUUCUUUUUUUCUCCCAUUACAAAGUUAACAAAAAUUGCAAUGGAUCAUAUUUAUUUGGUGUUUACCCUCUUCAGAGAUUUUGCUGGACUGUAACGAAAAUGAAGCUACUUUUGAAAAACAAAACUCAAAGGUGCUUUGAAAAUGCAAAGUGUAUCUUGUAAACUUUAGAAUGAAUCAGAUAAUUCCUGAGGUUCUUUCAAGUCCAAGUUCCGUCUCUUCAACCCCGCUGUGGAAGUGGCAUGUGUGUCUUGUACUUUCCAGUGUACACUUUGUACAGGGAGGUGUGAAAAUAGGCAUGGGGUAAAGCAUAGAUUAAAAUUUACUGUGCCUUCCACUUCUUCAAAUGAAGAUAUUAAACUCCAUGUACGGUGGCUUCCUGGGAGAAGCGGUGACUCUGAACUAGUCAGCAGUAAUGACCUCUUUAUUAUGGAUUCCCGCUUCUCUGAGGUCUGUGUCACUUUGACUUGGCUUUCGGUGCUGGAUGUCUGAGCCUGACAUCACCCUGGUUGGAAUGUGCUACCUAAAGGUCAUUCUAUGGAACUCAGUUCAUCAGGCUGUGGUGACAGGAUGGUUUACCAGCUGAUAUGUCUGAACAAGCUCACAAAAUAAACACACACCCCGUCUAGUAUU